Cololabis saira (Pacific saury) is the source of this 8468-nucleotide messenger RNA. RefSeq names its product DLC1 Rho GTPase activating protein (gene dlc1). The coding region runs from base 507 to 6137 and encodes 1876 amino acids. The record is from RefSeq and is a predicted model, not a curated record. Gene Ontology annotation, molecular function: GTPase activator activity; lipid binding; protein binding. Gene Ontology annotation, cellular component: membrane raft; focal adhesion. Gene Ontology annotation, biological process: regulation of Rho protein signal transduction; signal transduction; actin cytoskeleton organization. NCBI's taxonomy places the organism in Eukaryota, Metazoa, Chordata, Actinopteri, Beloniformes, Belonidae. The transcript is spliced from 18 exons.
GGAAAUUGUCUCUGGACUUUUCGCUGCUGCCCGGCUUUCUGGAUGCCUUUGGGGGCUUCUCUGUCUGUCCAGAAGCUUCAGAGCUUCAAAUAUACUUACUUGAGUGUUGAAAAUGGCUCACAGGAACUUAGAUGAAGGACUGUAAAUGUGAAAAUGUCAGCUCACUCGGGAAAACUUGGAUUUAUUUUUUUUCUUCUUAAAGUGGACAAAUUGUUCUUGGUGGAUGAAUGAAAAGUCAGCCCACGAAACAGCUCUGGAUAACGACUCAAAGCAAGUACUGCGUCUACAGCCUGUUUAUUGGAUUACGUAUUAAAUUACUGGAUAAUCACAAUAUUCAGAUACCGGAUUCUGCUGGAGAAUUUGCCAGAAGUAUUCCACUGAAAUAUCCGCAGUAUACUCCAAUAUGAGCCUGGUUGUCAGUUUGAGGACAAUGACAGAAGCAGAUGUUGUGCUUGGAUUUAACCUGGCAUAAAACCAGCUCUGUGGGAUAGAACUGGUUUUCCACCAUGCCGGUCGCCAUACGGAAAAGAAGUUGGGAAGAGCAUGUGACUCACCCAUCAGGAUUACAGUAUAGCUAUGAUGACCUGGAUCUGGUCUGCUGUCAUGGAGUAGACGGUGACGAGGUUCGGAUGGGCUCUGGCGCUUUAAAACAAGGCCGACGGACGAGGUGUGCCUCCAUGCCGGAGGGCUGCCACCAACUGCCUGCAGAAGAUCCUUCUCAGACACUUGGGGUGACGCCUUCUGCUGAUAAGGAUGCUACUGAAUCAGAACACCUGAGACCGACCGAAAACAAUGGAAAUGAUCCACAGGAUUUGCAGGAGUCAAGUCCUUGCUCUCAGGAGCCGGCGGGUGCUGACACUCACCAAAACAACUCUGAAUCAGAGCAUCUCCAAACCAUAAACACUGGGGAUUCCGGAGUCUUUUUUUGCAUGUCUAGUUCAAAUAUUUCUUGCCCAGCUGAUACCACCAAUCCGACUAAGGAUACUCAACAUUGGGAAAGUGGCAUCAUGUCAGAAGGUAGUCAGAGUCACAUCUGCAAUGAUGAUAAUUUCUUUAAAAGUCCAAAUAUAUGUCAUGAAGAGCAACAAUGCAUCUCUAUCUCUUCAAACAAUGAGCUUCUAUUGUCUGAAAGUGCUCGUGAACCGUCUGGCGAACUUCCAAACCAUCACGAAACAAAGGAAAGCCAUGCAGAGGGUUACAGCAGACCUCCUGCGAUCUCUGGGGCCGUAUUAAACCAGUUCUCUGUUGUUGAGCCGGAGCCUCAAACUGCCUCCCCAGAUGUUGUCGAAGGGAUGAUUUCCACCUCUGAUCAAGCUGCUGUAAGUGGAUCUGUUGCUGCGCCUCACAGUUCAGCUAAUGUGAUGGAAGCCGGUAAUGCAACGUCAAUGGCUAACAAAACCAUAGAGACAGUGUUGACGUUAGCAGGAGUUGGUGACGAAGGAGAAACUAACAGCUGGAGCGCAGAUUCUGCCCACACGCUGGAUGAGCAGAAAGAUUCAGAAACUCUGAAUAAUGCUGCAGGAUAUAAGAGUCCCUCAAGAGACAUUGAAGGAGAGCAGGAUUGUGAUGACCGUGCCGGGGCGCCGGAGCAGGACUGUGGUUGUGAAAUAUUUUGCCAGACGUUGCUGGAACAGCAUGAUGUUGAAACGCCAGCAGGGAACUGGCCUCAUGAAGAUGAAAGUGCACAAGGAGGGAGCAGCGAGGAAGCAGCACAUGUCAGGCACGAGCCCUCUGAAUCUCCCGAUACUGGAGUCAAAAGGCAGCCUUGCUCCUCGACAGCGAACCAGAACGUGUCAUCUGAACAGGCAAACGCUGGAUAUUCACGAGGAGAUCCCAGCCAGACAAACACGGAUCAGUCUCAGCAAGCCUCUCUAAAUCAAUCGGAGGUACAUUCUGAUCAAGUCAUAUUACCCAAAGAACUGACUGCGUCUGAGGAUCUCCCCACACCUAAUCCUUCAGAAAAUACUUGUUCAAAACUGGACACAAUUCUAGAAAUCAGCUCAUUCGCAGCGAACGCCUCCACUCCGCUGAAACCGCAACAGAAAACUGGUGAUAAUACGACCCAAAAUCCAGUUCAGGAUGCCUUUUUAGAUGAUGAAUAUGAGGCUACUGAGCAACUGACGCAAAAACUAACACCAGGCUCUAAAGAGGUCAGUAAUGGACUCCAUAGCAACCAGACCUCUGAUAGUUACUUCAGCUCAGAGUCACCUGCUUCUGAGGUGGCAGAUGGUCACAGGGAACACUACCGGCCUGGGGCCACAAUUUCUACGAUGGAAGAGCCAGACGAGGCCAUACACUCAGCUUCUCACAGCGACGCACAACCUCCCGGCUCAGUUGUCAAUGGAAUAAAUGACCCAGGAGACCAGAAAGGGGACAAAGUGCGCAUGAGGAAGCGUGAACACGCACGUUUGGACUCGAUGGUACUGCUGCUGAUGAAGCUGGACCAGCUGGACCAGGAAAUUGAAAAUGCCCUCAGUGCCACUUCUUCUAUGGACAGCACGCCCACCCUCCAUCGCCGACAUGUCCUGGAGGUUGAUUUAGGAUCCAGGCCAGCAGCCUCACAACCCCUCCCACCUACCACUGCUCUCUCUUCAGGAUCCGCGCCAGCUCCUGGAGUAAAACCUAAGAGUCGGAGCACCUCUGCUGUUCCUGAGAAAGAAAAUGCAGAGAUUGAAGCAAAAGAGGCCUGUACCUGGCUCCGAGCAGCGGGGUUCCCACAGUACGCCCAGCUGUACGAAGAUGCCCUGUUUCCCAUUGAUAUAUCUUCAGUUACCAGAGACCACGACUUCCUUGAUCGGGACGCCAUCGAGGCUCUCUGCAGGAGACUGAACACCCUCAACAAGUGUGCUUUAAUGAGGCUGGACAUAACGCCACAAAGAAAGAGAAGCGAAGACUCAGACGAGGACGAGCCGUGUGCCAUCAGCGGCCGAUGGACCUUCCAGAGGGACAGCAAGCGCUGGUCCCGGAUGGAGGAGCUGGAGGUUUUCUCCUCGCUCCCCGCAGACGCCGCCCAGCCCUCGUUCGCCAAGGACCAAGCGUCCCAGAAGGGCCAGCCGGCCCUGCGGGAGGGCACCAGCUCGGAGAGCGUGCUCACCGACCUCAGCGAGCAGCCCGAGGUGGGCUCCCUCCACAGCAGCGGCAGCGGAGGGAGAGGAGAGGAGAAGAGCCACGGCGCCGCCCUGGCGAACGAAGCCGCGCCCGCCGGGGCCACGCGCGCCAGCUCCGUGGCCAGCAUGUGCUCGUCCUCGGGCACCGGCGGGUCGGGAGGCGCCAACGAGGACUCCCUGUCCGACGGGUUGCCCCCGUCGCCCCUGGAGACGCUUCGGCAGUUCACUUACGACGUCAAAACGGGGAUGGUGGGAGGAGGAGGCCUGGACCAAGGCGGAGGCGGCGGGAAAAACACGCGUUCCCGGGCGAAGAGCUUCCUCAAGAGGAUGGAGAGUCUGCGGAUCCGGAGCGGCUCAUCCUCCAAGAGGAAGAAGAGAGGGAGUGGGAGCGGCGGCGGCGGAAAAAUCGAAAUCAGCGGCCCCGUCAUCAAAGAGGGCCUGGACGAUGACAAACUCCGCAGCCUGAACUGCGUGGACAUCUCCAGCAUCAACUUCAACCACCACCGCAAUCCCACGCAGACCAUGACUCUGAACCGGAACCGCUCCGUGUCGUACUCCACGCAGACCAGCAACGGCAGCACCGGCAGCACCGGCAGCAGCCAGUCGGAAGCUAGCAGCGGCAGCGCGGUGAGCACGCCCAGCCCGGUGACCCGGGCCCGCAGCCACAGCACCGCGGCGAGCUCCGGGAAGAGAGGGGGCAUGUAUCUAGAAGGCUUUGACCCUUUCAGCGUCAUCCAAGAAGCUUCGGGCCGACAGCCGCCGGCCCCCAAAUCCGCCCCUGCCGUCCCCUGCCAAGCUACCGACGGGAUGUCGAGCGACGAGCAGAACCGCAGGAACAACCGCGCUUUUCAAGACAAAAGCAGGCGGGACGACGAAGAGGAGGAGGAGGAGGAGGAGGACGAAGACGGGGCCAUGCUCUUUUUCUAUUUACCCGAAGGCCACAAGCCGGGAACUUUCCCCAAAGCCCUGAAGGACGGGAGUUCACGUAACAACAACGGGAACGAGAACGGGAACUCCGUGAUCCUCAGGGGUCGGCAGAGCAGACGCCAGCGCCGCGCCUCCUCGGGCUCCGUCGACAGCCCCAGGCUCAGUUUUUACGACAACGUCCCCUACGCCGAGAGGGAGGAGGAAGAAGGGGACGAACGGAAGCUGGAGGAAGUGCUGCAGCACGUUAGCGGCCUGCAGCGCUUCGUCAACGCCUGGUCGGACGCCGUGGCCUGCGAAGAGGAGGACGAGGAGGAGGACGAGGAAGAGGAGGGCGACUCCGACUCGGCGCUGGACUCGGCGUCUCCCUGUCCGUCCUCCCCUCUGCAGAACCAGCUGGAAGAGACGGAGAACGGGAGCGACCAGGACAGCACGGGAAACCCGCUGGGCGAGGCCGACGACGGGAUGAGAGAGAGGAGAGAUUCAGGCGUCGGAGCAUCGCUCACUCGGACCAGCAGACCGCAGAAACUCCGCUGGCCGAGCUUCCAGAACUCCCAUCGGCCCAGCCUGGCCUCCGCCCAGCUGCAGAUCAGCUGCCAGUCCGUGCUGCAGAUGAACCUCCUGCAGAAACUCUCCCUCCUGCAGCUCACGGCACUGCUGGAAAAACACACGCCGACAAACAAACACGGAUUCAGCUGGGCUGUGCCAAAGUUUAUGAAGCGGAUAAAGGUGCGCGACUAUAAAGACAGGAAUGUGUUCGGUGUGCCGCUGCAAGUCAUCGUCCAGCGGACCGGCCAGCCCCUUCCUCAGGGAAUCCAGCAAGCCAUGCGUUAUUUACGCAACCAGUGUCUCGACCAGGUCGGUCUGUUCAGGAAGUCUGGAGUGAAAUCUCGUAUCCAGGCUCUCCGUCAGAUGAACGAGGCGAGCGGCGCGGACGGCGGGGGCGUCAACUACGAGGGCCAGUCGGCGUACGACGUGGCAGACAUGCUGAAGCAGUAUUUCCGAGACCUGCCCGAGCCGCUGCUCACGAGCAAACUGUCGGAGACUUUCCUGCAGAUCUAUCAGUACAUGCCGAAGGAGCUGCGUCUCCAGGCGACCCGCGCCGCUGUGCUGCUGCUCCCGGACGAGAACCGAGAGGCGCUGCGGACGCUGCUGUGUCUGCUCAGCGACGUGACGGCCAGCGUGGGCGAGAACCAGAUGACGCCGACCAACCUGGCCGUCUGUCUGGCCCCGUCGCUCUUCCACCUCAACACGCUGCGCCGCAAAGAGAGCUCCUCGCCCAGGGUGAUGAACCGGAAGCAGACGUUGGGGAAGCCGGACCAGAGGGACCUGAACGAGAACCUGGCCGCCACUCACGGCCUGGCACACAUGAUCCAGGAGUGCAGGAAGCUCUUCAGGAUCCCUGAAGAAAUGAAUCGCUGCAGGAACUCGUACGUGGAGCAGGCUCUGCCGCCCCUGCGGCUGGAGGAGCUGGCGGGCGAAGACGCCGGGGACGGAGGCUACAGGGCCUUUCUGCAGGACGGCUUAGACGCCCUGCUCAAGGAGGCCAAGGACAAGUUCAGAGGUUACGACAGCUGCUCCACCCCGGAGCACGUGGAGCUGGCCUGCAGGAAGGUGCAUGACGGGUUUCCGCUGCGGCUGUGGAAAGCGACCGUGGAGAUUCCCGCGAGUCCCGAGGAGGUUCUGACGCGGCUGCUGCGAGAGCAGCGGCUCUGGGACGAGGACCUGCUGGAGAGCCGGGUGGUGGAGACGCUGGACGAGAGGACGGAGAUGUACCAGUACGUCAGGAACACCAUGGCCCCGCAUCCCACCAGAGACCACCUGGUGCUCAGAACCUGGGCAACGGACCUGCCGAAGGGAGCGUGUGCUCUCCUGUGCUCGUCCGUGGACCACGAGGGGGUGCCGGCCGUGGGCGUCCGCGCCAACGUCCUCACGUCACGAUACUUCAUAGAGCCGUCGGGGGCCAACAAAUCCCGACUCACACACAUCUCCAGAAUCGACUGCAGGGGUCGUUUCCCAGAGUGGUACAAUAAACUUUACGGACACUUGUGUGCUGCUGAGGUGGCGCGGAUACGAGAAUCCUUCAUCAUACCCACGGACAAAUGAGAGCGCACGACAGGUUCCUGGUGUGAAAUACCUUUUUUUUCCCCCAUCCGAGUGAAGUCUGAGUGGACGCCUCUUUAUUCUAAAAGGACAAAGCCUGGAUGGAAGGAAGGACUUUGUUCGGCCUGUGACAUUUAAAAGUGCUCCGUCGGGACCAGGAAGACUCGCGCCCAGAUCUGUCCAGACCCCAGGACAUCAUGUUGCUGAUAGAGGAUGUGUGGACUUUAUCUAAAGGGUGCUAUUGCUUCUGAGAAGUACGGGAGAUUAAAGUGUGUGUGUGCGUGUGUGUGUGUGUGUGAGUCAGCGUUUAAAGCAACAAACGGUUAACACAUAUUUGUAAAGCUGGUUUCCAGGCGCAGAACGACGUGUACAUAUAAUAUUCCGGGCCACGCAACGUCAGCUGGUGUUGAAGCCUUUUUUCCCUUUUCUAUUACAGCAAAGCACACGAUGAAAAAAGUAGAUAAUUACCGCGCGCUGAUUGACGAAUCCACGGGUGGAGAAAGACUUGAAUGUGCCGGUUAUAGGCGGAGCGAGAGGCGACGGACGGGGGUGCGGUGAGACGACAGGUGGCAGAAAAACACUCUUAGCGUGGGUGUUUCCAGGUGGAGACGGACGAGUAUUGGUGGCUGGCUCACCAACACAAAACAAGAGAGAGCGAUUCAAGUAGGAGCCUCGGCUUACCGACAGGAAAAUAAAAGUCACGGCGAUCCCUCGAGCAGACCAUAAUUCGGGUCGGCCUCAGUGAGUCACAAGCUCAACAUAGAAGCUGUUUUUGUUCAUGGAAACGCAUAGCUAGCUCUAGUUCCUCUGCUAGGAGACCAACGUUGUGCCAAAAGCCAGUUCUGCAGCGACUUUGAAGAGUAAUGAGAGGCUAUAAGCAAAAUAAAACAUGCUGACCAACAGAUUUAAUGGACCAAAUAAAUAAAAUACUGAUCUCAGUAGUCGUUCGUUGUUAGAGCCCAGCACAAGUUACUGUUUUUGUGUCGUUGUUGGCUACACAUCACUUAUCCUUUCAUGUAGAUAUAAAUAGACCCCCCCCCCCCCCCUCCCCUUCCAUGCAAUGGUUGAACUUACAAUGCAAACCUCUAGCUAUAAGAAAAGAUCAUUUAAAAAACAGAGAAAAACUAAAUGGUCCUUUUAUAAAGGUGGGGAUUUUACAGGUUUUACUGUAAAGAAACGCAAAAGAGGGCAGACUUUGUGGCUUUAGAGGAAGGGCAGAUAUAUAUUCGUGCGGGCUUCUUUCUCGUCAGUGUUCAAACAAGUUACAAAAGUCGAGUCCUCGUAACCUUCUUCGCUUGUAACGCUUACCGCUUCAGCCCGAGGGCGCGCAUCGUUCAUGUGGAGUGUGUAUCCAUUAAUUCACUAAGCCAUUGUUCAUAUCAUCAAUGUUCACGUAACUGUGUCUCUGCCAAAUAAUAAUGCAUGACAAUGACAGUUAAUUUAAAAGCAGAUAUAUUUAUACCUCAGAUAUAUGUUUGUUUUGUAUCAUUUUAUUUUAUUUUUAUUUUAUUGUACAUGUUAAGCUUCGUGUUACAGAAAUGAAAAAGAAUGUUUUAUCUUUUUUAUUAAUAUUAUUUCUGUACAGGUUAAUCAAAGUGCACUAUUAAAUGUAUUAAACUAACGCCUGUGUGGGUCGUCUGUUAUGUAACGGUUGUGCAACGAGACCACGCCACAAAAAAAGAAAAAAAAAAAGAGCAAAAAAGUUUGUGCCUUUGUUCUGGUUUUGCCCUUCAAAUCCUUCAUAAUCUUUGCAGUCACUUGUUUACACUACAGUCUGUCCCGUGUAAUUACAGCCUCUCACAUCCAAUCUGAUUGUGGAUUUCCCUCCUCACUUCCCCGUAUCGCCACAUCUCUCUCUCUCUCUCUCUGUGUCCCUUGACUCCACUCCACACCCAUAAAUCUGUGAUUGGACCAGAGAGGCCUGGAGUCUGCUGAGCUCACUCCUUAGACGCACUUUUGAUCCAAAAGGAGAAGGAUAUUCAACAAGGAGGAAAGCAAAAACAUGACUGUAGCAGCUAAAAAUAACAUAUUCUUGAUUUGCUUAAUUAUAAUGGUACUUUAAGUUUAAGUUAUGGAUAAAUUGAAAUUAUACUUGUGUUACGUCAUCACGUUGGGGCUUAUAGGUGUGGCUUUGAUUUGUGCGUUGGUUGGUUUGAUUGUGUGGUGGCGGGUGGAAGACAAACGAAAGCGUUCAUAUUAGGCUGAUAUAUUUUUUGUUGACCGUCACCGUUUUUGCUUUGCUUCAGCCACGCAAAUAUUCAUUGUUUAUUUUAUUUUUGCACUAUAAUAAUCGAUUGCUGCCAAGUGAUAUUUUUGUUACAAUAAACCUGGAUC